GUAGUCAAAAUACAAACAACUUGUAAAUACUCAGCGAUACCACACAACAAAACGUCUAAUAAGAUAUAUGUAUUCACGCACGGCGCGAGUGAUUUGUCAAUUCAGCCAAUCACAUGUAUUCUCGUUGUUUUACUGAGUUGAGUUGAGUUUUUGAACUUUCUUUAUCGCAAAUUUGUCACUUGAUCGUUCUGGAUUGUAAGACGUUUCGAAGUCUCCAUAUUAGUCCAAAUUUAAGCAGUUCGUUUUAAAAGUUAAUGCAUUCAUCAUUAAAAGCAGCGUUGGACUCUUCGUCUACUUUUCGAAAAUUGAUUAUCUACUGGGUAUAAAGGUCCUGGGGUAUCUCGGUCAGUUAAUCUUUCCCAAGCUCACUAACUGGAUCAAACAAGAAAAAUUCCACCAAAUCAAAAUAAACUUCGAUAAGCUGCAUGUUACAGAGGCAAACUAAGUUGGGAAGCAUCCUAUCAAAACGUACUUUUCAGGAGAAAUCUUCGCUUCAUCCAUUCUUGCGCGAGCUGAUAAUGACAGCACUCGCAAAUUCGAUUAGACUUCCACUUUGACGUCAUAAUAAAGACUUUUUAAGUGACACAUCUCAUAAAGACCUGAAAAUGGGAUGAACGAGUUGAAAUGCUCAAACAGAUUCGUCACAUUUCGGAAGGAAACUUCUAUGGCCUGCAUGUCACCAACAAGGCCCGAAAGCUCAGCUUGGAUAAAGAGAUACGAACCCUCGAGGCCUGUAAAGAUGUUCAAUCACAUGUUUACCGAAAAGAAGAGAGGGAGUUAUUAAGUACACUGAAAAGAUUGCAGCAUACAAAUCAAGAUCAUUUCGAAGAUAGUGAACAUCAUGAAAACCAAGAGCGCUUUGCUUUUCAUCCCGAGAGGCGCCCAAGUUUUGAAGCAAAUGAACAUACAAGUGACGAACAACGGCAUUUACGAAGACAGACUAAAUGUCACGACAGAAAACUUCAGGUAACAAUCAAAUCGGAAAUCAGUGACAAGAAAACUUCAGUGAAAGUGUGUGCAGGCCCUUCUGAUGCCAGUGUUAUCAUAUCGCUUUCACCGAUAGCAAGUUCAACCAACGCUACAAAACAACUCGUUACAACAGCUUUACCUUCUGUAACAAAGCCGACCAAAAGAGAAGCUGGCUCAGACAUUCGUAGGACACAGGCAUUUAUGUCAUGCGUUGUUUGCAACUUACCUCGAGACGCCCAGGGGAGAGAAUAUAAGCACAUCUGUACAUGCCAUGACGAUCCUUCUAAACAUCCUCACCACCAUCACAAACGCAAACAAGAUUCACACAAACACAGCAAGAAACACGAAGAUCUGCACUGUUUUAAAGGAGAACGAAGGAGAAGCUUGGAAGUUGAGGAAAAUCCUCCUCACUACGCGUGGAAACAAGGGUUCAAAAACACCAAUAUCCUUCAAAGUAACCACGGAAGAAGUAGAGCUUCCAGCAUCGAGGACGAUAACAAAAGGUAUUCAGAAAAAGGUGUUGACGCUUACACAGCAUAUGUACCAGGUGUAGGUGCCCAUAGAUGGAACUUUGGCGCUGACCAGGGUAUAGUUGUAAUAAAUGAUCACGAAAAUGACAAGGGAAAACAAAGUGCAUUGAGGGCAUCUAGAGGUAAAAAGAAGAGCCUUGAAGAGGGAGGAAGCCGUAAGAACAGUUAUUCAGACCGUCGAAGUAGAGGAAGCAGUUUUGGAGAAGAGAUAACGCUACACAAGGGAGGAAGGGAGGGAGGAAGCCGUAGGAACAGUCACUCACAUCGUCGAAGCAGAGGAAGCAGUUUUGGAGAAGACAAAACACUUCACAACAGAACAAAACAGAAAGAAGAACUACGCGAUCUCUACCACAGAUUGCAAAGAAUGUUUCCUGUCCACGACAGACAUGAGUACCACGAUGAAGACAGUAAUUGGCCCCGUAGGUACACAAAUAAACCUGAAAAUCUUCCUCAUACUACCCAUUUAUCCCAGUUCACACCACACACAGCCAGUACUUCAAAUGAGAGAGCUGAACACCAAAAUCCCGCCUUCAAUGGACUGCUACAUCCAGACAAUGUCGUUAACCAUCAUCACUUUCUGCCUCACGAGGCUUACAAGCAAGACAAGCCUGGAAGGUCUAGUCACCAUGCCCCCCAUCAUCUGACAGGGUAUCACGUCCAUGGGAUUGAUCGCAAUGGCAAUCGACAGGAUCACUAUGUAACCCAGGGUCCAACUUCUCAUAUCGCCGCCGCCUUUGAUCGCAGCCAUGAUCAGGAUAGUGGUAUUCACUCAAUGCUGAUGAAAUUAAAGCAGCUUCUCAAUGUGUAUCAUGAAAUGGACCGUGAAGCUCCAAGAUAUCCCUGGCCCAGUCCUCCUGAAAUCAAAUUCACCAGGGAAGAAUUUAGAAAGCUGCGAAACUGCAGGGCCUCCUUCAGUUCCUUCUUAAAGUAACAAGUUGGCUCAAACUUACGAACUCAUCAAGAGAGAAACUGACAACAUUUUGGAAGUUUAUGAUAACUUGAAGUCAGAGCCGUAAUCAGAAUCUUCAGCAUCCAAAUCUGCUAGCUACAAGGCUUUGGAGGUUUCCUCUACUUCUUCCUCAAUAAAAAAUUAGUCACAGUCCGAGUUACCAGGAGUUUCGAAACAUCGAAGAUUCCAGACUGCACAAUUCCAAUGCUAACAUUCUCAGCGCCUAUACAAGCCGAAGCAGAUUUUCACGUUUAGAAUUUUUGAUAUGUUAACGCUUUCGAAUGCGUUUCUUGACUUUAUCUUGAAUGAAAAUUAAAUUGGAAGAAAGAUUCUUACAACUGCUCGGAAUAUUUAAGCUUUGAAAACCAAGAAAAUGCUAGCUUUGUAUUGAGACGCACGUGUUAGCUGAUGAGCAUCUUUUACGGCGACAUUCUACUCUUGUUGUUUAUUUCACAUUUUGAGUUGUACUUCAGACAAAGUAUUAAAUGAGCAGUUUAAGGAAUGGAAAGCAUAGGAAGCAUUGUUACUGUACGUAAUUUCUCAAAAUAGAGAACCAUUUCUGGGUCAUUGCUCUUCAUUUUUCAUAUGCAAACGAGUGCUUGCGUGUUUCCCUCAAAGGAAAGUGUAGACAUUACAAGAUUGAUGAAAUGCUGAAAACUGACCUUUUGACUCCUUGUAUGUAAAUGACAAAAAAGAAUCUGGGACGCCUCGAGUUUUUCUUUUGCUUGCCAUGAUAACUCCACAGAAUGCAUUUGCUUUAAACGUGUGGCACGUUAGCCAAUUAGGCACUUAAAAAUCUCGAUUAACGCGCAGCGCCUUUCUUGUUAAAGUACAAUUUAUUUUCGCGAUCUGGCGGCUAGUAAUUGAUAAAUAAGUGCAGAAAAAAGGUUUUAAACUUACAAGGAAGGGUAAAUAUUUGGUUGAGGUUGAUAAUUUAUUUCUUUACGACUUUCUUGUUGAUUUCGUACUUGAAGUAGCCGGGUACUCUGUUUUAAGUACCCGGGUGCCGGUACCCGGGGCCCGGCUUCUAAUAUAAAACUGCAUUAAAGCAUAUGAAAGAGCAUAACUCGUCACA
Messenger RNA from Stylophora pistillata, 3523 nucleotides. RefSeq lists its product as uncharacterized. NCBI's taxonomy places the organism in Eukaryota, Metazoa, Cnidaria, Anthozoa, Scleractinia, Pocilloporidae. The record is from RefSeq and is a predicted model, not a curated record.